Penicillium salamii is the source of this 1389-nucleotide messenger RNA. Lineage: Eukaryota; Fungi; Ascomycota; Eurotiomycetes; Eurotiales; Aspergillaceae. The record is from the annotation of a GenBank genome assembly.
AUGACCGCCACAAAAGCACCCAAGCCUGCGUUCCCUGCAGAGGCAGCGACACAAGAAUAUGCCGCCUCUCUGGAUGCAGCAGAUCCUCUGCGCGAGUUCCGCGACAAGUUCAUCAUUCCUUCAAAGGCCAACCUCGCGACUAAGAAGUUGGCGAAGCCAGGUCUUUCCGCGGAUUCUAGCAUAUACUUUGCUGGUAACUCGCUAGGUAUUCAGCCCAAAGCUGUGGCAAAAUAUAUGGAAGCUCAGCUGGAUACCUGGUCCUCGAUUGGUGUUUGCGGACACUUUGUUGAUCUUGAGGAUUCACCUCUGCCGCAAUGGCAAUUGUUGUCGGAGCAGGCGGCCACUUCAAUGUCCAAGCUAGUUGGCGCGCAGCCCGAAGAAGUUGCUGCAAUGGGCACCUUGACUAUGAAUUUGCAUUUGUUGCUUGCCAGCUUUUAUAAGCCCACUGAGACCAGGCGUAAGAUCCUGCUGGAUUGGAAGGCAUUCCCGAGUGAUCACUAUGCAAUUGAAUCACAGAUCGCCUGGCAUGAUCUCGACGCCAAGGAGAACAUGGUGCUGAUCGGACCAGAUGAGGGACAGCACGAGAUCUCAACUGAGAAGAUUCUAUCAAUCAUUGACCAACAUGCCGAGGAUGCAGCAGUGAUUCUUCUGCCUGGUAUCCAAUACUACACCGGGCAGCUCUUUGAUAUCCCCACCAUUACCAAGUAUGCUCAAUCCAAGGGUCUGGUCGUCGGAUGGGAUCUAGCCCACGCAUUUGCAAAUGCCGAACUCAAGCUGCACGACUGGAACGUUGACUUUGCAGUUUGGUGCACUUAUAAAUAUGGAAAUGCCGGACCCGGGUCUAUGGGUGGACUGUUCGUGCACGAGAGACAUGGCCAAGUUGACUACAGCGCUGGACCCGAUGCUCCAAAGUUCCGUCAUCGCCUGACUGGAUGGUAUGGAGGCGAUCGGUCUGUGCGCUUCAAGAUGGACAACAAGUUUAAGCCUAUUCCCGGAGCUGGAGGAUUCCAGAUUUCCACUUCUUCAGUUAUGGAUCUCACCUCUCUAUGUGCAGCUUUGUCUGUCUUUGACCAGACUUCCAUCCAAGAUUUGCGCGAAAAGUCUAUUAAGCUGACUGCGUAUCUUGAAUACCUACUUCUGAAGGAUACCGACGAGGAAACUCGUUUGUAUGGGAUUAUCACGCCUUCCGACCCCCAUGCACGCGGCGCCCAAUUGAGUGUUCUGCUUAAGCCUGGCCUAUUGCACAAGGUAGCGGAGCGUCUGCAAAACGCAGGUAUCAUCUGUGAUAAGCGAGAGCCUGGCGUUGUUCGCGUUGCCCCUGUGCCUUUGUACAACACCUACUCUGAUGUAUUCAACUUCGUCAAGGAGUUCAAGGCCGCAUUGGCCUAG